Gastrolobium bilobum is the source of this 781-nucleotide messenger RNA. RefSeq names its product homologous-pairing protein 2 homolog. Bases 1 to 681 code for a protein of 226 amino acids. Gene Ontology annotation, molecular function: recombinase activator activity; double-stranded DNA binding. Gene Ontology annotation, biological process: meiotic joint molecule formation; meiotic strand invasion involved in reciprocal meiotic recombination; homologous chromosome pairing at meiosis. Lineage: Eukaryota; Viridiplantae; Streptophyta; Magnoliopsida; Fabales; Fabaceae. The transcript has 6 exons. Gene Ontology annotation, cellular component: condensed nuclear chromosome; DNA recombinase auxiliary factor complex. The record is from RefSeq and is a predicted model, not a curated record.
AUGGCUCCAAAAUCCGAUAGCGCCGAAGCGAUCGUGUUGAACUUCGUCAAUGAGCAAAAUAGGCCAUUGAAUGCGCAAAAUGUGGCGGAUGCAUUGCAAAAGUUCAACCUGAAGAAGGCAGCGAUACAGAAAGCAUUGGACAAUCUUGCUGAUGGAAAGCGUAUUUCAUUCAAAGAGUAUGGUAAGCAGAAGAUAUACCUUGCGCGGCAAGAUCAAUUCGAAAUUCCGAACAAUGAAGAGCUUAAUCAGAUGAAGGAACAGAAUGCCAACCUGCAGAAAGGGCUCGAUGACCAGAAAAAAAAUGUUAGUGAGGUUGAAGCAGAAAUUAAAUCGUUGCAAUCAAAUUUGACACUGGAACAGAUCUGUGAAAGAGAAGUGAAUCUAAGAAUGGAGGUUCAAGAAAUGGAGAACAGACUGACCAAGUUACGUGGAGGUGUUACUCUGGUGAGGCCAGAAGAACGCAAGGCAGUUGAGGAUAUGUUUUCGGAGAAAAUAAGUCAGUGGAGAAAGCGUAAAAGAAUGUUCAAGGAUUUAUGGGAUACCCUCACUGAGAACUCGCCUAAAGAUCCCAAAGAAUUUAAGGAGGAGCUUGGAAUAGAAUAUGAUGAAGAUGUUGGGGUGAGUUUGCAAUCAUACAGUGACCUGCUCCAGCAUGGUAAGAAGCGGCCUCGGGGACAGUGAUAUAUUUAUCUGAAAUCAGAAGUUUUUCCUUCCUAAUCAGCAUAUUAGGAGUAUAGAUAAGUUUGGUUUUCUGAAUGAUUGCAAAUUACAUGGCCCUUGU